This is a messenger RNA of Penicillium paradoxum, 3888 nucleotides long. RefSeq lists its product as uncharacterized. The coding region runs from base 1 to 3888 and encodes 1295 amino acids. The record is from RefSeq and is a predicted model, not a curated record. NCBI's taxonomy places the organism in Eukaryota, Fungi, Ascomycota, Eurotiomycetes, Eurotiales, Aspergillaceae. Gene Ontology annotation, biological process: protein transport. The transcript is spliced from 5 exons.
AUGCAGCGGGAAGCCCUCCGAAAAUUACGGCGGCCGACCUCACAUCUCACAAAGAAAUCGCGCGAUCUCGACAAGGCCAACGUCAGUUGCGAGAUGGCAGUGACAGAGAAUGGGCAAGUGGCAGAGGCCACAGGCAAGACGAGUGGGCAGCCAGAUGUUGAAAAGCCACGGAAAAAAGGAUUCGUGCGAUGGACAAUUGGGCUUGUCGUGAGACUUUUUAUUUGGUAUGCGCUUGUGACGUCGUUCUUGCGAUGUCCAUCCAAUGUCGCAGAUCUUACAGCGACAUCACCGCGAGUUUGCAAACCGUACCUGAUUGCUUGUUCGCACGUGGAACCUUAUGUCACGCCAUAUUAUGAAAUCUAUGCAGCGCCUUACGUCGACCAAGCCCGGCCAUAUGUGAAGGUUUUCAAUCAGCGUGUCUAUACUCCAGCGUCAAAGGUCGCCAAAUCAGGAUAUGAAAAGUAUGGGGCGCCAGCAUUGGAGCGAGCCCAGGCCUAUGGGGUUGAGCAAUGGCAGCUUCAAGUCACACCAAGACUCGAGGCUUCUCAGGGCAAGCUGCAUCAGCUAUAUCUGGCCAAAAUAGACCCUUAUGUUCAGCACAGCGUUGCUGUUGUCUCUCCGUUCUAUCGGAAGAUCAACAAGGCUGUGUCCACCAUCCAUCAGGGCCACCUUGUACCUUUUUACACUCGUUCCAUGCCUUUCAUCGGCAAAGCCUACUCAACAAGCCAAGGAGUUCUGGUAACCCAUGUCAUGCCGGGUGCACGGUAUACCUGGUCAUCUGCGGUCUACUUUGCUAACAGCUCGUUGUGGCCCCACAUUACUGGUCUUUACUCUGAGCAGGUCGAGCCUCAGCUGGUGAAGAUUGGCCAGCGGCUGGCGAGCUACAGGGAAGGCAAGCAACUCCGCGCUGUCGUAGAGGAUGUGGAUAGCACCGCAACAGUGCAACCCGUUAUUUCGGCGGCUACCAGAUCUCAGGGACAGACUCAGACUACAAGCACUGUAACAUCUACAUCUACAUCUACGACCCAAGCUCCUGUCCAACCUACCCUAUCCCCUACAGAGCAAGCUCAACAAGCCCGCCAGAGGAUUGAUUCGGAUCUUGAGCGGUGGCAGGGUAAAUUUGCUCUAGCGGCUGAUAAGGGUAUUGAAGACCUAGAGGAACGCAUUGCUGAGAUUGUCUCUGCUCUGGUUACAAGUAGUGCGAACAGUCAUGGUGAAAGCCUUUCUAUCGCCCUUCAGUCGGUCUCUGCCGAACAGAUUUCUUCAAUCAAGCAACGAAUUAAUGAACUCGCGGAGUCUAUGCCAGAUGAGGACGCUCCCGAGAUUGAGGAGUCAACUGGAGACUUGCUCGUGCGGGACAUCCGGGCUUCUGCUAUCUCCGUGAGAGAUCGGGCCCAUGCACUCCGAGAAUGGUCGAUUUCGUUCGAGGAUGAGCUUGUGCGUCGGGUCACGGCUGCCAUCGAUUCCACCCUAGAUGUUCUCGACAGCAUUCGCGAUCUAGGCCUACAAGAAAUUGGCAUGCGCUGGGUGUGGAUGGAUAGCGUCACAUACAAGGAUUGGGCGAAGUAUCAUGCUCUCAAAGCCCAACUCGAGGAAUGGCGUGACGAGAUUCGGACUAUUGGCAUGAACCAUCAGUCGAUUUCAGACGCCAGAGCCAUUGCGAGUGGCAUUUUGGAUCAGGGCAUGCAUGAAGCCGAGCAAGCUGCAAGAGAACUUGUUCGGUUGAAGGAUGUUGGGAUCUGGAAGCUCGCUGCUCGUGAAGUCAGUGAUAACUUCGAAUCUCGCACAGAGCCCCCGCCAGCGAGACCCAGGCCCCAGGCGGAGACCCAAGAGUCUGACGAAGAGCCCACCAGCCUGAACCUUGAUCACGAUGAGUCCACCGAUGCGGUACUAGAAUCAGACUCGGUGGAUUACACUUCCGAAGAACCCUUCCCUGCCGAUGAGUCUUUCGCGACAGUCGAUGUCGAGGCGGAUUUUGAUGCCGAUAGCGAAUCUUCCAUGGCCGAUGAUAUAGUGUUAGAACAACAGCCUUCCACAGGAAGCAUCUUUGGUGUUGCAGCUGCCGAUGCAAAUUCACAUCAAGCACCCAUUCUAGAUGAAGAGGACCAAGAUGUGCUGGACAGUCUAGCGAGUCAGGCUAGUAACUCUUACGCCGAGGUAAGCAACGCUGUCAGUGAGGCUAUCUACGGCACAUCGGUCACCCCCGGAGUCGGUGAGAAAGCAGCAUCAUUGGCUAGCGACCAGUAUUCCCAUGCUUGGGCCGCUGCCUCCACCGCUAUCUAUGGCACUCCUCUGGGCCCUGGGGAGAAAGUCUCUAGUGCCGCCUCUGAAAAAUAUAGCGAGGCUGUAGCCGCUGCAUCAUCGCUCAUAUACGGCACACCAACACCGGUCGUCCAAUCUCUUGUCAACGAAGCCAGCUCAGCACUUGCUGAUUCCACGGAUCAGGCUAAAAUUCUUUAUGAGAUUGCGAAGUCCCAAAUCCUUGGCCAAAUGGCUCAAUCUAGCGCUCCUAUACAUUCCCAGCUCCUAGCUUCCGUUGAAUCGGCUUAUUCUGGGUCUCUGAAGUAUGCCACGGACGGGCUAGAAUCGAAGCUUCAUGCUGUUCGAGCCACUCCAACAUCAUCCAGCUCUGGACCCCUGUCCCACAUCUCGUAUAUCGCAUCAUCCCGCUUGGACCGAGGGCUCAGCUUGGCGUCGGAACACCUAGCCCAGGUGCAACCGACACUAGCCAGCCCCUCUGGUCUCGAGCCAUUUGUCCUCGAUGCGCAGCGCCGCUACUAUGAAGCAGUCGGGUUGGCCCAUGAGCAUUACACUGCUUUUAUCUCCACGGCGUCCGGUGCGGUCUACGGCUCACCGACCCCCACAGCAGCUCCUGGAAGUUUCAAGGGAAUGAUUGAAGAAGCAGGGUCUCAGUACGAGCGCGUGUCCUCGUUAGCUUCUGCAAGUCUGGCCGCUGUCGUCGCAUCGGCAAGCUCUGUCGUUUCUUCUGCAGAUAAUGGCAAAGCACAAGGUAUCAUCGACGAUGCGUCAUCCAAAUACAAUGCUGCCCUCUCUGCGGCUUCGGCGACCCUUUCCCUGGCUUCUAUGUCAGCCAGCUCGGCCAUAUAUGGAACUUCCACCGGCCGUUUAGAGUCCGUUUCUAGUAAAGCAUCUGAAAACUGGGAGAAUCUCAUUUCUAUGGCCAGCGAGCAAGUUUACAAUUCACCGACUCCAUUGAUGCAGGAAGUGGUGAAUAAUGGGCGUCUGCAAUUUGAGGCAGUCCAGGAGCUUGUCUCCGAACUGCUUGUGGGCAAGCAGCCUUCAUUCACCGAGAGCGUUCUGAGCAAGCUAUAUGCCGCAUAUGAGACGCCAUACCCGGUCACCGUUGUUGCCUCCGCCUCUAGCUACAUCAACGAGGCUUAUGGAUCUGCGUCCUCAGUUGCUGCUUCUAUCAUUUCAGAAGCCCCCCGUAUAGAAGAUAUUGUGCAACACGCGAAUGACCAACUUCAUGCUGCUGUCGAGGCCGCCAGUGUUGGUAUCUACGGAACCCCUAAAGGCUCCUUCGAGCAGGCUACCGAUGCCGCAGCCGAUGCAUACUCUACGGCUUUCUCUCAGAUUAGCAGCGCCGUCUACGGCAAGGAAUCCAGUUAUAUCGAUAUGGCCAAAGAAGCCAUCGAUGACAUCCAAUCCAAAGCCAGUGCUGCCAUGUAUGGCGAGGAGCCCAAUGCAAUGGAGAGCGCCAGUGUCCGUCUCACCGCAGCCGUUGAAAGCGCCAAGUCUCAGUUGGCUGAUCUAGCCGCCAGUGCCAACAGUGUUGCAUCCGAGGCAGCUGAGACUGCCGCAUCCCAUGUUGACGAUGUGACAAGCAGCAUCAAGAGUGCUGCAGCUGCAGUCAAGGACGAACUGUGA